Caenorhabditis remanei is the source of this 792-nucleotide messenger RNA. RefSeq lists its product as uncharacterized. Bases 1 to 792 code for a protein of 263 amino acids. The transcript has 2 exons. Lineage: Eukaryota; Metazoa; Nematoda; Chromadorea; Rhabditida; Rhabditidae. The record is from RefSeq and is a predicted model, not a curated record. Gene Ontology annotation, molecular function: peptidyl-prolyl cis-trans isomerase activity.
AUGAUAUUAAAAACCGUCAUCUUCUCCUCGUUACUAGCCGUGUGCUACGCUGCAAACAACGACCGAUCAUGGACCACCGACGAGGGCGUCAAAAUCGAGAUUAUCAAGAAAAUCGGCGACUCAAAAUGCAAAAUCCGCUCCGAGUCCGGCGAUCAACUCGAGCAAUUCUACAAGUUGUCUGACAAGGAGGGAAAAGUGAUCGGAAGUAACUUUGGUCAGAAACCGUAUACAUUCACUUUGGGUAAAGGAGAAGUGAUUCAUGGAAUGGAUGUGGCCAUGGAGGGAAUGUGCGUCGGAGAGCAGCGGAAGGUGGUGAUUCCACCAGAGCAAGGAUUCGAUGACGAUGGAGAGGAGGUUGAGGGAAAAGGAGACACCCUCUACUACUUCGUCGAGCUCAAAUCAAUCUUCCGUCCAAAGCCCGGAGACAAGUGGAUCACCGACGACGGCGUUCACAUCCAUAUCACCCACGAAGUCGAGGGUUGCACCGAGAAGGCCACCGCCGGAGACACCCUCCAUCAACAGUACACACUGUACCUCGAAGAUGGAACAUUCGUCGACUCCAGCUGGAGCCGCAACCGUCCAUUCAUCUUUAAAAUGGCCACAGGACAAGUGAUAAAGGGAAUGGACGUUGCGAUGGAGGGAAUGUGUCAAGGAGAGCGGAGAAAGGUGGUGAUCCCUCCAGAGCUCGCCUAUGGAGAGAAGGGAAGACCGCCAGCAAUUCCAGGCAACGCCUUCCUUCAUUUUGAUCUACAACUCGAGAAGUUGAUUCGACCAGGGAAGGAGGAGUUGUAG